Molecule: messenger RNA, 2436 nt
Organism: Malassezia japonica
Lineage: Eukaryota; Fungi; Basidiomycota; Malasseziomycetes; Malasseziales; Malasseziaceae
Gene: YSH1
Product: endoribonuclease ysh1
Exons: 2
Coding region: 1-2436 (811 amino acids)
Biological process (GO): mRNA 3'-end processing by stem-loop binding and cleavage
Cellular component (GO): mRNA cleavage and polyadenylation specificity factor complex
Molecular function (GO): RNA endonuclease activity; 5'-3' RNA exonuclease activity; RNA binding
Source: RefSeq, a predicted model, not a curated record
AUGGCCGGUGAGGCGAGCGGCGCGUCGCCGAUGGAGGAGGACAAGUUAUGCUUUACGAUUGUGUGCGAUGCUGGCGUGCACCCUGCCCAUACCGGCCUGUCUGCACUCCCGUUCAUUGACCAAGUCGAUUGGAGCUCGGUGGAUGCAUUGCUCAUCACGCACUUCCAUCUUGACCAUGCGGCGGCGCUCACGUACAUCAUGGAAAAGACCAACUUUAAGGAAGGAAAAGGCAAAGUGUACAUGACGCACCCAACCAAGGCCAUCUACCGCUUCCUCAUGUCGGACUUUGUACGCAUUUCGAAUGCUGGCUCAGACCGCAUGCUCUUUGACGAGUCCGAGAUGCUUGCGUCCUGGCGCCAGAUUGAGGCCGUCGACUACCACCAGGAGGUGAUCGUGAGCGGCGGUCUUCGCUUUACGCCGUAUCACGCUGGCCAUGUGCUGGGCGCAUGCAUGUUUAUGAUUGAGAUCGCCGGUUUGCGUGUGCUCUAUACAGGCGACUACAGCCGCGAAGAGGAUCGGCACCUGGUCCAGGCCGAAGUGCCGCCGAUCCGUCCCGACGUGCUGAUCUGCGAGAGCACGUACGGUACGCAGAGUCUCGAGCCCCGGCUGGACAAGGAGAUGCGUUUCACUGCGCUGAUCCACUCUAUUAUCAAGCGCGGCGGGCGUGUGCUUCUGCCUGUGUUUGUGCUGGGCCGCGCUCAGGAGCUGCUACUGCUCCUCGACGAAUACUGGUCGGCGCAUCCCGAGCUGCAUACGGUGCCGAUCUACUAUGCCUCUUCGCUCGCGCGCAAGUGUAUGUCGAUCUACCAAACCUAUAUCCACACCAUGAACCAACAUAUCCGGACGCGGUUCAACAGGCGUGACAAUCCUUUCGUCUUUAAGCACGUCAGCAACUUGCGCAGCCUGGACAAGUUUGAAGACAAGGGGCCGUGUGUCAUGAUGGCCUCGCCUGGAUUUAUGCAAAGCGGUAUCAGCCGUGAGCUGCUGGAGCGCUGGGCGCCUGACAAGCGGAACGGCGUGAUUGUCAGUGGCUACUCGGUCGAAGGCACCAUGGCGCGCGAUAUUCUGAGCGACCCCGACGAGAUUAUUGCGAUGAACGGCCAGCGCAUUCCCCGGCGUUUGUCGGUCGACUACAUCUCCUUCUCUGCGCACGUCGAUUACACCCAAAACUCGCGCUUUAUCGAUGAGGUCAAGGCCAAGCAUAUCGUGCUCGUGCACGGUGAAUUAAAGAACAUGAGUGGUCUACGUGCGGCGCUCCAAAGUCGGUACAGCGGCCGGUCAGAAGAGGUGAAUCUGUACAUGCCGCGCAACUGCGACCCACUGUACAUUGCCUUCCGUCCGGAUCGUACCGCGAAGGUCAUUGGGAAGCUCGCCGCAAAGCCGCCCACGGACGAGAAGCCGAUUGAUGGUCUCUUGGUAGCCAAGGACUUUGCUUACACGGUCCUUGCGCCGGAGGACCUCGCCGAGUUCACCGGGCUGGGAACGAGCGUGAUUGUGCAGCGCCAGCGAGUUGCGCUGAACGUCGGCUGGGACGUGGUGCGGUGGCACCUCGAAGGCAUGUACGGAGCUGCGCAGGAAGGUGUGGACGUUCAUGGGGUGCGCACGCUGCGGAUUAUGAACGUCGUCGAUAUCAAGCAGCCGCGCACGCACGAGCUCGUGCUGGAGUGGGUGUCGAGCGUGUCGAACGAUAUGGUCGCCGACUCGGUGGUGGCACUGUUGUUGGGUAUUGACUCGUGCCCUGCGACGGUAAAGAUGACGAUGCACGAUCACGUCUGUGCGCACCAUACGGAGAAAGAGGACGCGAUGCGGCAGUCGCACCUGGUGCAGGUAGAGUCGCUCACGGCGCUGCUCGAAGCGCAUUUCGGGCAGGUCGAAAUGGUCGAGGUGGGCGGCGUGGAAGGGGUGGCGGACGCCGAGCCACAGCCUGCCAUGGGCGAUGCACCCACCUCGGCACAGCCCGAGCAAGAUGGGACAGCGACCGACACAACCCCAACUGAGGAGGGGACAGCGACCGAUCCCACGACGGAAGAGGGAACGACCACCGACGCCGCGACCGACGCUGCGGCCCCACCCUCGCCGGACGCCGAGGAAGAGUACACACCGGCCGAGCCCAUCAUGGAACCUGCUCGCGAUCCCGAUCUUACUCCACUCGAGUCGCUCCGCCGGACGAUUCGCGGCCCGGCGCGCGGCGCGAUCAAGGUCGAGCUGGACGACGAGCCUGUGCUGAUUGAGCUCGAGAACCUCGCCGUGUACUGCCAUGCGGACGCGCUUCGGCAACGUGUGGAGCGCCUGGUUGCCAUGAUUCGCACGACGAACCAGUCGCUUGCCGACUCCUUUCACCUCGUCCCCCCGAGCUCUACGAUGCUCUUCCAAGGCGAGUACAACGACGUCGAGGCCCCGGAAGAAAAGAUCCAAACUCUGCCUGCAGCUUCGUAG